UUAGAAAAUAUUAUAUAAAAAUAAUGGCCCGUUAAAUGGACCAGAUCUUGUUCGUACCAAAAACGUCCUAACCCACGACCAAAAGUAACCUACAUCAAAAUUAACCGAACAAAAAUGACCCGACUUAAACUACUUCCCGAUUAUUUUGACCGGUCUAUAGGUAACCAAUAACUGACGGACAAUAACGCAAGGCCGAAGCAAAAUCAGUGAGCUGUCUUCACUCAACAGCUACUCUAAAUACCAGUAGUUUUAAAAGUGCUUACUUUUUCAACUUCUAAUUGUAUUUCUCUCCCCUCUGCUACAAUUUUUAAGGAAAAAAAACAAACUGACAAAAAAAUAAAUGAAUGUGCCAUAAAGAAAGGGAGUCUUGCAGAGAGAGAAUAGAAGUAAGGAGUAUGAGUACUUUUAAGACGGUGCUGGAUUUUCUUCUGGUCUAAUUUCUCUUUUUGUUUUCUGAUUUUCGUUGCCAUGAAGAUUUUUUGUUGGAGGCUUUUCUGGAUUUUCUGAACCGAGAUUAACUGCAUGCUGUUCAUAGCAGCCAUCCCUUUUAUCUAGCUGCUGCUGUUUUAUUAAACGAAUCUCGAGGGGAAGAUGUCUACUGCCAAAAUAAUUUUUACAUACAAGCGGAGGCGUUUGUCUUCACGCUCCGGUGUUGACCACGGGGAUGUAUGUUCUGAUUUUUCGUUGGAUGUUAAAGCGAAUAAACACCUGAAUGUCACCAACGAGACAAUCAAGAUCCCCGCGAAAGAUUUGAGGAUAUUAGAGCAUGUCAGUUGCAAUGAUGUGGACCUCUCUACAGGUAGCUGUCAUGAGACAUUUGAUAAUCAGUACAUAGAUUUCCAGUUUCAGCGUGUUGGUCAUGGGAAAACGGCGGCAGCUUCUUGUUCAUCUGUUGGAUUGUGUAAUUCAAGUGCAGUCUGUGGAAAGACUGAUACUGAUUUGACUAACACAAGAAAAAUGAUCGUUGACUCACUUGAGUUGCCUGUUGACGAUACCUUCAAAACAUCAGGUAAAUGUGAUUCUGUGAGAGCAUCACUUGGGGAAAUCACAAGCUCUAUCAAGAAAAUUUCUUGCUUACUACAUCCGAGUACUCUGGAAAUUGAGGAGCAUAUGCAGGGUGGUUCAGUUUUUCAUUCAGCAGAGAAGAAUUCCCAGACAAUUUCUAAGCAGAGUAAUUCAAGUAAAAGUGAAGUUGUAAAAGGCACAGCUGUUCCACUUCGUACUUUUAGCAGAAGGCUGAAACGAAAAGUAGAUAAAUGUGGUACAGGCUUGUUUGCUGAGCCACCACUUAGAGAAAAAGACGCAGCAAUUGAAAAGUGCGACUCUGUGCCUAUUCCCUCUUGUACAUGUGAAGUGGCGUCCAAUGAAAGCAAUCUAGUUGAUAAAUCUCAGGAUUUGAAGGUGGAAAAUAAUGGUGCUGGCACAAUGGAUAUGCUUUGUCAAAGCUGCAAGAAAAUCGUUAGCAGUGAGAUCGGGGAGUCUUCAUGUCCUUGCAGAUGGUCUUGUGCAGGAACGCCAAUCUUAAAGCAGACAGAUUUAACAAACAAAUCAAGUGAAGACUUGGUUUCGGCUACCUCACCUGUUAUAAAACAAACAACAAUCAAAACAUCAGGAUCAAUUGAUUCGUCUCUUCAUUAUCCUGGUGGAUUAGGGAGUACGACUAACCUUCCGAAGAAUGAUUUUAGGUGCUCAUCAAAUGAUGGUACUGUGGUUUCCUGUCAUAAUGUAGUCAGUAAAACUGAUGAGCAGCCUGUGUCGCAACAACUUCGAGCUUGUAGUGGAGACUCUCAGGUCACAUCAAGCAAAUCCUCAGACUUGAAUAGAGGUGCUGAUGAGAUAAUGGAGCAUAGGUCUCACUCAAAUUCUUUGGACCUCUCUCUUCCUCCACCUGGUGCUUUUGUAAUAGACUGUAAUUUGGUCCCACAAGAGGUUUCAGAUGAUGUUCAUGAGUCCGCAACGACUAGAAAUAAUACGGUUAUGCAAGAGGGGUGCAUGAAGAGCAAGGGUCUUGAAUUGUUUGGGGAUACAAACAUGCAAGUGGAGGAUUCACUCGAUAGCUCAAAUAAGAUGGAAAUCAAACCUAAAACCAAAUAUCUGCAGUUAUUUUCAGAAGAGCGAAAAUCUGGUGAACUCACUACGCCAAAUACACAUCCUAAGAUUGGUCACAACAAAGCUCAUCAAAUGGUCGAGUUAAGUCUACAUAGCCAAAGUCUUCAGCUUGAGCAAUCCUCUUGUAAAGCUUCGUCUGAUCUUGGGUUAUCCCUGCCUACAGAACGGAUACUUGAAGGUCGAACAUUUAAGGAUGGGCCCACGGUACCUCAUUUCCAAAACCCUAAUAUGAGAUUAUGUGAUUUCAAACCGAACCCAGUUAUGCAACCGUUUCUUGAACCAGCUUCUUUCAGACACAAAUUACUACUUGAGAGUAUUAAUACAAGAGCUACUUCUCUCAUGGGGAAUAGAAACAUCUCACUGGAAAUGUUUGAGCCAUGCCGAAGCUGGUCAGAAGAGGAGUUGGAUUCUCUUUGGAUUGGUAUCAGACGUCAUGGAAGGGGUCAUUGGCGUGCUAUGCUUCUGGAUCCAAAGCUGCGGUUCGCUCCAUGGAGAUUGGCUGGAGAGCUCGAGGAACAGUGGGAACGAGAACAGUAUAGGCUUUUUAGUGUGCAGCCUAUGCCACCAAGUAGAUACUUGAAGCCACAAGAAGGUUACAAUUUUCCUUGCCAUGGUCCGACAAUGUGUCCUGGAACUAGUCGUAGGAGAGAGAAUUUUGUGGCCGAGACUCAGCUUUCGCUAGGAGAUCUGUAUUCUCAGAAAGCCGAUGUCUCUUUUGGAGGCAUUGCUCAGAAUCAUGGGAUUCCUCCAGUUCAGAGGCAUGUAACAAUGGCGAGUUGUGGCAUAGGAAGUUACAGCUGUUGUUCGUUAAACAAUGUCCAAGCUAAUGUCAUGAUUAGAGGUACAACAUCUCCCCAUGGGCCAAGAAUGGCUUCUGGCAUGACAAAUUUACCUCAUUGGCUUAAGGAUCCGAUUAACACUCCUUUAAGGUCAUUGGAUGUUUCUCCGCCUCCUAUAUCUACUCCACAAAUGGGAGGAGUACAGCUUGUCCAUGCAUUUCCGGAAUCUUCUGGGACAUCUUGCAGGGGGGAGAAUGUAAUCGAUUCUGAACCUACUAGGGCAAAUCCACUUAACGGUAUAAACUCCGGCACCCCAGUAGCAAGAAAACCAGGUAUGGCCGAUAACCUCAUUGUAAUUGAUAGUGAUGCUUCAUCAGAGGAAACAAUAUCAGACGAUCACAAUCUUAGGAGUUAAAUAGUAAGAUCAUUUCAAGGUCUCAGGAAAUUUGUACAAAUGUGUUGGUAGUACAGCUAUUGCAGGAAGUGCUAGAUUGCUCAAUUUCUCAGUUUUGCUCCCCGUGUUUUUGUCUUGUGUGUUGAUGUACUUGCUAUUCACAUGUGAAGUGCUGAUUGGCUCCCAUAGCAGUGGUGCUGGUGCUGAUUGGUUCCAUUUUCUUGUAUGAGAAACUAUGCUUGUCUGAGAAGGCUUUGAAGCCUAAAAAAAAUAGUUAAGUCAUAGCAAAGUAAUAGAAUAGUUAUGGUUGUGCUGGGAGCAAAACAAUCUUGGUAAUUUUGUUGCACUUGUUAGUUCUAAAAAUUUCCUUGUUUUUCUUCUUAAAGAUUCAUUCUCGAUAGAGCAAAAAAUUAUAGUUCUUUGGUUUCUAAGUGUAAUGGUCUAUGCAUUUUUCAUUCAUGUGAAGUUAUGGAUGUUAUCUGCUAUCAUAAAUCAAUCGAAAACAACCUCUUUAUAAUCACAAGAAUAAGGUUGAGUACUUUCGGUAUAGUCAGAUCUUGUUUAUAUCUAAGUCACUUACACGAGUGCCUCCACAUCUGAGAUUGGGUUUGUUUAGCGCCCUAGUUGGCUUCCAUUUCUAUAUUGGAUCAAUUUCAUUGAUUCUUUGGAAGCAAGUGCAUUGUCAUUAAGGGCAAAACUACAAUCAACAUCAGAAGCAGUGUUGUCGAAAUCAAAGAUUUUUCCCACCAACAUGCAGUGAUGCAGGGCAUAUUGCAAUGAAGAAGAGUGAUUAUAAUAUUGGUGAAGCUCACUUGAAUUUGAAGAUUGUUCUUUUAAUUUGAGGUAACCUCUUGUAAACUUCAUCUUAUGGUGUAUGAUCUUUUAGCUGAUGAACUUCAGUCUGGUUUACAUGCUGUUUCUAUCAAUGCCAAAACCCCACAAGAAAUGAUUGCCAGGCAGCCAGAUUUGAUACCAAUGUUAGUAUAUAUCUUCCUUUGGGGUUCUUUUUUGUUUAUUGUUGUUAUUCACUUGAUUGCAAUAUAAUUGUGGUAGUGUGGGAGGUUAUGGCUUUUGACGUUUGGAUUGUAGACUGGAGCUGUUAGAGAGGAAGGAUAAGCCUUUUUAUUUUUUUAAAGCUAGUUCAGUUGAUUUGGGUGUUCUGUGCUUUUUAAUUUGAUGGUGUUGUGGAAAAGAAUGUAGAAUUAGUAUUAUUCAUUUAAAAUAUGUUCUCCUCGACUUAUUACGAUGAAUUUGAUUGGAACUUUCUAGAACCAAAAUAAGCUGAACUGCAUGGAACUUUCGUUCGUAAUCUGUUUAAAACAUAUUGAUUAGUGAAAAUUUGAGAGUGAAAGUGACGAUAUGACCUAUUUGGUUUGCAUCUCCUGAUUGGUUGCAACUUAUCUCAUUUCCUAUAUUGCAUAAGACAAUGGCACCAAUUGAUUCAAUUGAGUACAACUCAGUGAAGGGUGCCACAUACAACACCAGUUAAGUACGACUGAACUAUUCUCUCCGUCCCAAAGAUGUACAAAGUCAUUCUCAGUUGCCGACCUCUUGAUUUACUUGGAAGUUUGUGAAACUUCUUUUAAAUCAGCAUGUUUUGUGUUUAUAUGAAUAAUAAUAGUCUUUACUAUCACCAUCUUCUUUUUAGUUCAUGAUCAGUUGUGGGUUGUGGCUUUAGGAACACGCCAAGGUUUUUGUAAUAUAUAUCUCAAUUUCUUUGUAUUUUGAAUUUAAAUUUUUACUCGGGCGUGUUUUAUCAUUUAAUAUUAGGAACUAAGAGUUUCUUAUAGAAGUAUGAAGUAGAAGUAGUUAAAUUUUGCAACUUCACGAAAGCUUUCACAUGUGGGUAAUGUGUCUUGUAGGCUGUAGCAUUGUUUCAUAUAAUCCAAGACCUUUCAAAGCAGUGUCACAUGAUUCGUUAAUCACUUCGAGAAUCGCGAAUCGAAAAAAUCGAAUUAUGGUCGGUUUUAGGAUAUUUUGAACCAUUUUGAGCGAAUUGCAAUUUCGAAAGGUGAACUAACUAGCGAAUCAUGUUUCACUGUUUCAAAAUUUCAAUCAUGCCACUGAUCAAUCACUUCAGUUUUGGAGUGUUCUGUAUAGAUGUUUUAUGAAUCAUACAUAGUUGGAUGAUUGGAUCCACUUCUUUGAUUUUGUUUUAUAAUUGAAAGUUGGAAGGAAAUUUAAUUGGCUGCAGACUGAUCUGACAGUGGGGCAAUGCUAGAUCAUCUGUCUUCUAUGUUUACUGUUUGAGUGACCUAGAGAAACAUAGCAUGACAAUAUGCAGUAACUGAGCGGCAUUAGUGAGAAUGAUGGGGUUAUCUUAACAUCGAAUAUCAGCUAAAAAUGCGGGAUUCUUUCACACCUUUUACAAGACGGAAAAUAUCGAUAUGAUUUUCUUUAAUCUUUACAACACACCUUUCAUCUUAAUUACUUUUUCAAGAAUGUUCAUUGAUACUGUAUAUUCAUGGAUCUCAUUCUUGUUAUGAUUUCUUUUGUAUGCAGAGAUAAAACGAUAAGUUUAGUAAGAAAUUAUUAGCUGUUUGAACUCUGAUGAAAGAGUGUGAACCUGUAAUGUAAGGCUUCUUGUGCUUUCGUCAGAUCCUUAUUAGCCUUCAUGCUGAAGUCUAGUCGAUGAAACAACCGGUCAUACCAGAAUUUGGGAGCUUCUAAAGCCUAAGCUGCCCUGAAUCCUGACAGAGGUGAAUUUCUGAUCCUAUUAUAGGGUGAACCAAAAAUGCCUUAUCUCUACAUUUUUAAGUGUUGUAAUGUUAUCAUCAUAUUUGUGCCUAGCACAUCCUGAUCAUGAAAGCUAUGAUCAGGAUUAGAUUACGAUUUACGACAAACUCUAUUCUUACCAAUAGACCCUCGAGUCAUGACCUAGGCAAAUUCGAGUCUAAAUUUCAAGUGAAAGUUCAUGGUAUUGUGCACUAGUAAUUGAACGUUGGAAUCUUACUGUGUAGUUGUCAUUUCUGGGGGUAUAAUUCAUUCAUAUCUUACCCCACAACAAUGAUAUCUCCAAUACUUAUCAACAACCAAUAGAAAAUGUGGUUUGUUUUUGACCAUUUUUAUUUGACGUUUGCCAUUGAACUUCUAGACAAUCUACUUUUUAUUCUUAUCUAAGAAAUUUUCUCAAGUUGCUUCUAUAGAAUAUUUGAAACUAUAUCUGUAUAAUCUGUUAUGAACUAUUUGUGAUCUUGAUGUGACCGAUCAUUAGAAGAGUUUUAAAUUGAU
This is a messenger RNA of Amaranthus tricolor (Joseph's coat), 6513 nucleotides long. RefSeq lists its product as uncharacterized. The record is from RefSeq and is a predicted model, not a curated record. The transcript has 8 exons. Lineage: Eukaryota; Viridiplantae; Streptophyta; Magnoliopsida; Caryophyllales; Amaranthaceae. Bases 592 to 3303 code for a protein of 903 amino acids.